Lasiodiplodia theobromae is the source of this 1587-nucleotide messenger RNA. RefSeq names its product Amino acid transporter. The record is from RefSeq and is a predicted model, not a curated record. Gene Ontology annotation, biological process: transmembrane transport. Gene Ontology annotation, cellular component: membrane. Gene Ontology annotation, molecular function: transmembrane transporter activity. Bases 1 to 1587 code for a protein of 528 amino acids. The transcript is spliced from 5 exons. NCBI's taxonomy places the organism in Eukaryota, Fungi, Ascomycota, Dothideomycetes, Botryosphaeriales, Botryosphaeriaceae.
AUGGAUAUCGACGCGACGGUGAAGAAUGUGAUCCCGGCCGAGGAAAUCGUCGGCGAUGGGGGCUGGGGCGAUACGGCGAACGAUGUGCGCGACAUGCAGCGCUUGGGGAAGAAGCAAGAAUUCAAGCGGAACUUCGGGUUCCUGGCUACCCUCGGUUUCGUGUCCAUCUACAUGGCUACCUGGGAGUUUGUUUUAGUCUCCCUCUCGGCCGGUUUCAUCAAUGGAGGCUUCGCCGGUCUCUUCUGGACAUUUAUAGGCACAGUCAGCUGCUACGCCACCAUCGUCGCCUCCCUCGCCGAAAUGGAAAGCAUGGCGCCGACUAGCGGAGGCCAGUAUCAUUGGGUCUCCGAGUUCGCUCCGCCACAGUAUCAGAAGUUCCUCAGCUAUUCAGCCGGCUGGAUGUCGACCCUCGGCUGGUUGGCCAGCUUUGCAUCCAGCUGCUUCGUUGUAGCUACCCUCAUCGAGAUCUGCGCCGAGGUAAUCGCGCCAGACUUCGGCUUCACCAACUGGCAAUACACGCUCAUCAUGCUCGCACUCAUCGUACUCACCAUCUUCUUCAAUACCAUUGGUGCCAGUUCGCUGCCCAUGUUGGAGACGGCUUCGUUGUUCGCCCAUGUCGUCGGAUUCUUCGUCAUCGCUAUUGUCUGCUGGGUCAUGUGCCGUCCGCUGAACUCUGGCACUGACGUUUUUACCACGUUUGUGAACAGCGGGGGUUGGAGCAACAUGGGGACUGCCUGCCUUGUCAGUCAAGUCACCGUCAUGUACUGCAACCUGGGCUCGGAUAGCAUCGUCCAUAUCUCCGAAGAAGUAGAGGAUGCCUCCUGGAUCGUCCCGCGGGCUAUGUGGUGGUCCUACGUCAUCAACGUUUUGCUCGGCAUCAUCAUGCUCAUCACCAUGCUUUUCUGCAUUGGAUCUCUAGAGGCCACAUUGGAAGCCGACGCUCCGUACCUGAACCUUUUUGUGAACACUGGUUCGACCGGCGUUGCCCUGUUUCUGACCAUCAUUCUUCUCCUGCUCAUCUUCGCCGGCAACAUCACCACACUGGCAACCGUUUCAAGAGAACUGUGGGCAUUUGCAAGAGACAAGGGCUUUCCCUUUUCCGGAUGGAUAUCUCACAUGAACCGCAAAUACGACAUCCCCUUCAACGCCGUCUACCUCUCCUCAGUCGGCGCCGGCAUCCUCUGCCUCGUCAACCUCGGCUCCACCCUCGCCUUCAACAUCAUCGUCUCGCUCUCCCUCCUGGCCCUGCUCUCCACCUACAUGCUGUCCAUCGGCUGCGUGCUGCUGCGGCGCAUCAAAGGCGAAGCGCUACCGCCGGCGCGCUGGAGCCUGGGCCGCUUCGGGCUGCCCGUCAACGCCUUCGCCUUCUUCUACUCGCUGUUCGUCAUCGUCUUCAGCUGCUUCCCGACGUCGGUGCCCGUGACGUCGACGGCCGACGCCAACUGGGCGCCGGCCAUCUGGGCGGGCGUCAUCGUCGUCAGCGUCGGGACGUACGUCGUGCACGGCAAAAAGCACUUCACGCCGCCCGUCAUGUUCGUCGAGGGGAUGAGGACGGAGGGCGUCGGGAUCCAGGCGACGACGUCGUGA